UUUUCAUACAUAAAUAAACAACUCCGCAAGAGAAGGCGGAGCGACCGAGCAAGUCACAAAAGCUACCUCUACCAGACCAGAAGAGUCAACCCAACGAAAGGCUUCCGUGAACAAAUAACUUCAUAAAACAACAGUAAUUUCUUAAAUGUACUAGCAAUAUUCCUCAGCAGAAUUCUAAGCUAUAAACUAUUAUUAUUAAUAGAUAAAAAAUUCAAGAGUAUACAAAGUGAUCGGAAUACCGGGAUAGACGAGUUCUGGUAUAUGGUGGAUGGUGUCGCACUCACUAUGGGUGUGGCAGGUUCCAAGCUAGAGAAGGCUCUUGGCGACCAUUUUCCCGAAGGCGAACGCUAUUUCGGCCUCGAGAACUUCGGCAACACUUGCUAUUGCAACAGCGUCCUUCAGGCUCUUUACUUCUGUGUUCCAUUUCGUGAAGAACUGCUGGAGUAUUAUUCAAGCAACAAAAAUCCUAGCGAAGGAGAUGAGAAUCUCUUGACAUGUCUGGCAGAAUUGUUCUCACAGAUUAGUUCACAGAAGAAAAAAACAGGUGUAAUAGCUCCAAAACGCUUUGUACAAAGAGUAAGAAAACAAAAUGAGCUUUUCCGUGGAUAUAUGCAUCAGGAUGCCCAUGAAUUUUUGAACUUUUUACUAAAUGAACUUGCUGACAUACUGGAGAAAGAAUCCCACAAAGUGACAAGCUUGCCACAAGCUUCAUCUGCUGAGCAUGUUGCAAAUGGGGUCAAUUAUGCUCAGGUUAAUGGUUUUAAGAAGGAACCGUUGGUUACUUUGGUGCACAAGUAUUUUCAGGGCAUUCUCACCAAUGAGACUAGGUGUCUUAGGUGUGAGACAGUUACAGCAAGGGACGAGACAUUCUUGGAUUUAAGCCUUGAUAUUGAACAAAACAGUUCAAUUACUAGCUGCCUCAAGAACUUCAGUUCUACGGAGACCCUGAAUGCUGAGGAUAAAUUCUUCUGCGAUAAAUGUUGUAGUUUGCAAGAAGCCCAGAAGAGGAUGAAGAUAAAGAAACCACCACAUAUCCUGGUCAUUCAUCUUAAGCGUUUCAAGUACAUGGAACAACUUGGUCGAUACAAAAAGUUGUCAUAUCGUGUUGUGUUCCCACUGGAGCUGAAACUGAGCAAUACAAUGGAAGAUACUGACUCUGAAUACUCUUUGUUUGCUGUGGUAGUUCAUGUUGGGAGCGGCCCAAACCAUGGUCAUUACGUUAGUCUUGUCAAAAGCCACAACCACUGGUUGUUCUUUGACGAUGAAAAUGUGGAGAUGAUUGAUGAAUCUGCUGUCCAGACGUUUUUCGGAUCAGCUCAAGAAUACUCGAGUAACACAGAUCACGGGUAUAUUCUCUUCUACGAGAGCCUUUCUGCUCCCAAGAGCUGAACAAGAGGUUGUCCAAUAACCUUAAAAACUUUUUUUAAUUAUUUUUUGAAAGGCAUGAAAAGGAUUUUUUAUCCUCUAUGUUAUUUUUACUCAAUUUCUGUUUUCGCCAUAAAAUCCCGGACUACCUCAAGACUUAAUAUCGAUGUACAGGGAAUAUCAGUGUUAGUAUUGGCAAUAAAACUGGUGCAUACUUGACAAGAUAA
Olea europaea var. sylvestris is the source of this 1592-nucleotide messenger RNA. RefSeq names its product ubiquitin carboxyl-terminal hydrolase 3-like. Bases 262 to 1389 code for a protein of 375 amino acids. The transcript has 6 exons. Gene Ontology annotation, biological process: protein deubiquitination. NCBI's taxonomy places the organism in Eukaryota, Viridiplantae, Streptophyta, Magnoliopsida, Lamiales, Oleaceae. The record is from RefSeq and is a predicted model, not a curated record. Gene Ontology annotation, molecular function: cysteine-type deubiquitinase activity; cysteine-type endopeptidase activity. Gene Ontology annotation, cellular component: nucleus; cytosol.